AUGGCUGCCACAAAGGCCAGCACCUCGCGCUCUGCAAGAAGCCUUCAUUUGCACAUCAUUGCGCCUUCUCCAUAUGGCUGGAUGGUCUUGAUUUCUGACUGGACAUGGCCCUCGCCUAUGUCCACGAAGAAACGCUCAUGGUGGAGCUCGGAUGAAUUUGGAAAGUACCGCGCAUCGGCGUUUGAAUGGCCAUGGGGCUGGGUCAAGACGGAGGGACUCAGAGUAGCAAGACUUGAAGAUAGCACUCUUUUUAAAAAGUCUCUUCCAGUCGAUCUGCAACUUAUUAUCAAUGAUUAA
This is a messenger RNA of Penicillium soppii, 297 nucleotides long. RefSeq lists its product as uncharacterized. The record is from RefSeq and is a predicted model, not a curated record. Bases 1 to 297 code for a protein of 98 amino acids. Lineage: Eukaryota; Fungi; Ascomycota; Eurotiomycetes; Eurotiales; Aspergillaceae. The transcript has 2 exons.